AUGGCACCAAGCUCCGCCCCGGACAUAGAUAUGGUUAUCGAGGAAACAAGAAGGACUCCAUUCACGAACCGAAUCGCCAGCGUAAGACUACACCAUGUGGGAAAACUGAAAUUCCCCGAGUACGCUGGGAACACAGACCCAAAAGCUCACGUACAAGCCUUCCGGCUAGCGAUAUCAAGAGCACAUCUUAACGACGACGCAAAAGAGGCUGGUUAUUGCCGCUUCUUUACCAAAAAUCUCACCGGGGCUGCUCUUGAGUGGUUUGCUGGGCUAGAAGAAAACUCAAUCGACAACUUCACCCAAUUGGUGUUUACAUUCCUCAAACAAUACUUAGUUUUCAUAGAAACAAGGGUUACCGAGGCAGAUCUCUGGAAUCUCAAACAUGCGCCCUUUGAACCGCUAAGAGCAUACAUAAACAAGUUCAGAGAAUUCAAAGCCAAGAUUUCGCAUCCAAACGAAUUCGUGGCUUUGGCAGUGCUAAAAAAUGGUGUCUGGUUCUCAUCCAAAUUCAAAGAAGAAAUGGCAGUACGAGCACUCAUCUCGUUGGACGACGCCCUACACCGAGCCUCCUACUUCGCAACCCACGAAGAAGAAGUCGCAGCCUUAAAGGAACAGUACAACGCGAACAAAAAUAACGCCGCCAAGAAGACUAAUGCUCCUAAAGAGCCAGCAACUAAAGGGAAACACUCCUAUGCGAUAACCAAUUCACUGCAAAACAAAUCGUCGACACACGAUCUCAACAAAUUUUGCGCCUUCCAUAACCAGAAGGGCCAUUCAACCGAGGAAUGUCGAGCAGCACUCCACAGCCAAAACGAAAAUAAAGAAACCAGCGAAGAUACUGGAGAAGACGAAGAAGCGCUAGCAACUCCGAAAACCAACCGGAAAAUUAAAGGAUCUUCGAAUAAAAGAAAUAGGGAAACCGAUUCGGAAUCACACAGUUCUCCGCCCCAAGCACCAAAGAAAAGAGUCGACAUGAUUUCCUGGGGACUAAAAUGUCAUAUCCCUAACAAAAUAGAAGGUCAGGCCGAAGGAAAAUUAUGCAUCAAUAUCACGGUAGCAAUCUGCACAUUAGAGAACCUCAACGGAGCCUCUCCUCCUUCUAACGUCUCUCAUUAUAAUCCAAAUACGAAGUCUCCCUUCAGAAAAAUCUCCAACUUUAAGCGAAAGCCUACGUUGGCCAAAAUCAGGGAACUACUAGAGAAACCGAUUGCCCCUCAAACUCGGAAAAAGACAGCACGCGAACGUUUAAUCGUAACCUGUCUGGGGGACAGAGACACCACCAACUAG
This is a messenger RNA of Brassica oleracea var. oleracea, 1287 nucleotides long. RefSeq lists its product as uncharacterized. The transcript has a single exon. The coding region runs from base 1 to 1287 and encodes 428 amino acids. The record is from RefSeq and is a predicted model, not a curated record. Lineage: Eukaryota; Viridiplantae; Streptophyta; Magnoliopsida; Brassicales; Brassicaceae.